AUGACAUUCAUGGAAAUAAUUUUUCAAUGGAAACCCAUAACAACGGGGCGAAAUUAUUUACUUCGAAGAUUUUUUUCCUACACAACCGCACAUUUUUCCUUUUACGUGUAUCUUCUCCAAGUUGUCUGAACGCGUCAAGUCCACACGUUGAUAUGUUUAUACAUUUAAAUGACACCAGCGGAGGAGAGUUAAAGUGACUUCCCUAAUCACCUAUUUUUAAAACAUGAAACAAGGAAUUGCAUAAUUAAUUUUGUUACUUCGCAUAUUUAAAUAGCUAUUUUUUAUUCAUAUUUCAUUCGCUAUAUUUUUUCAAGUAACGCUAUAUAUAUUUUUAAUGUGUUUUUUUUUUCUCGCACUAAAUGUUUUCAACAAGCAUGUCUCGAGUAAGGUUUUUUGGUGAUGUUGACAAUUCUGAAGAGGAGGAGGAUAAUGAUGACAUGAGCAGUGUUACAACUAAUGUAGGGGGCGUUGCGCCCUCUAACGCCACGAGAAAGAAAGGUAGUGGUAUCUCGGUUGAGCUACCUGUGUCAGCGCACGAGUUACUGCUUAAGGUAACACAAAUCUUUCACUGCGUUAUGCCUGUAGUAUAUAUAUUUUUUAACCAAGAAUCAAGAAAUCUGGUUCUACCUGGUUGUUCUUAUUUUUAGCCUUUAUUGCUCUUGCUUUGUUCUCAUAUAUUACGAGGAUCUUUAUAUAUUUUACGUAACGUUGAAAAUAUUCACGAUGCAAAGUCUAAGUAUACCAGGUUCUUAAAAUCACAACCACUUUACUAAAAGCUUUUCACUUGAAAUAAAACGUAAAAAGAAAAAAUCAGUAAAUUUUAGAUUAUUUUUGUGUACACGUGUUGUUAUAAGAAACUUGAGGCUCAAAUCUUAUCGACUGUUAACUCGCAAAAUUAUUGGAAGAAAAAGCAAAUUUACUUUUUCAGAACGCAGUUCUAGGGUUUAAAAUGCUUAUUUAGAUCAAGGUUUAUUGGUUAAGAUUUUCAGGGGUUAGAAAAACAUACAGGCUGAUCCAAAAACAUUUAUUUUUUAAAAAAACGUGUAUGUUGGACCUUUCCUCUAAGAUUAGACAUCCUUUGAUUACAAUCCAAUUGUUAUGAGAGACUUUGGACUUAUUAGCUAAAUUAAAUUUUUGCAAGAACUUGAAGAGAAUCUUCUGGAGAAUUUUUGUAAUGGUAACCUAUUCUAAAAUACAACAAAAAGCAUAGUUGAAUGAAAAGAACUCUUAAAGGCUUUGUAAUGUUUUUGAGUACAAGAACGAGUGCAAAAUGGGUUAUAUCAACUGUGUUCCAAAUAUUUCAGGUAGCAAGUAUAUUAGACAGCGAAGAGGAUCGUGCACAAUUAUUCAAUGCUUUACGGUUAUACCACGAAUCUCGUAAAAUAAAGAAACUCGUUCGCGAGUUGAAAAUUGUUCUCAACACGGAAAAAAAGUAUCCUUUAUUUAAAGUCAUCAGGGCGUUACUACCAAGCCAUCAUGUAGCAUUGUAUGAUAAACUUACAACAGUCAGCAAGAAUGGUGAACGUUUAAUUCGCAUCCAAAGGACUGGAAGCGGUUCUAUGGGUUUCACAUUCAGAGGAGGUAUAGAGCAUGGUAUUGGCUUUUAUGUGACGUCGGUUAGAGAGGAUUCUCCAGCACAUAAAGCUGGUCUCAGAGUAUCAGAUCAAAUUCGGAAGAUUAACGGACUUCCCUUACAUGAGUCUAUUCACGAAGAAGUGUUGUCCAUCUUUAGAAAUAAAUCAUCCGUUACAUUGUUAGUCAAAAACAUUGGACGAAUCCCAAGCAAAAUAAAUAACGAAAUCGUUUGGAGCGUUAUAAGUGAUACAACAGAACCGGUUGUACAACCAGAUGUUACAGAAGAAAAUGACAAACAAGAAGAAAAAGAUCGUUUGUUAGCAUUUAAGGUUGGGAAGGAUGGCCUUGGAUGCAGCAUCCGAAGCGGAAUUAAAGGACACAGAGGAAUUUACGUUGUGGCUGUUGAGAAGAACACUUUAGCUGAGCAAGUUGGUUUAAAGAUUGGAGAUCAAAUCCUUGAUACGAAUGGAAAAGAUUUUGUUUACAUCUCUCACCUUGAGGCUGUUGAAUUUUUGCGUGACAAGGUUCAACUCACCAUGAUUGUAAGACACAGUACGGAAGUUAAAAGAAUUAUCGAAGAUUCUGAGAAAGAGGUGAUCGAGGUAAAAGAAGAACCGCUGAUCAAGAAAGUCAGGUUCGGAGACGAGGAAAAGGUGGAAUACAUAGAUAUUGAGCCAUAUGAAAUUAAAGACGAAGAAGACGAAGAUGUUGUUCUUCCAAACGAAAGCAACUUUGAUUAUCCUGAAGAGAUUUUAGAAGGUAGAGAAGUACACUAUGUUUCCAUUCCAAAGAAAGGACCGCUUGCUUUCAACAUUGAACAGAAGGGCGAUAAAAUUCUUGUAAAGUCGAUAGCUCGUCGCGGGGCAAUAGCUGAACAUGGUUUUAUUCGAGUUGGUGAUUGGUUAUUGAAUGUGGAGGGUACAGAACUGAUCGACGUCACAGAAGCACAGGCUAAUGCGAGUAUUGUGAAAGCUUUCAGUGACUGGUCGAAAUACAUCGAGUUUAUUGUUGCUUGCCCACCUGGAAGAAUUCCAAGCAGACUUCCCACUAAAGAGGAGACUUCCCAGACAGUCAAAGAGAAGACUUACUUUUUAUCUGCUAAAUUGUUAAACCAGCAUCGAAAGAUGUCAAUGGGAGGUGUGCGUGGCGCUGUUGAAUCGUUUGAGUUGCAAAGUGAUAUUGUUAGUAAGUCACGUAAGAAGAGGAGGGACAGUAUUGAGAAGAUUCAACUAUCACAAACCGAGACUGAUGACAGUGGAAACAAUUCUUCGUCGUCACAAAAAACACACAAGCAGAUUUUUUCAAAAUACACUUCAGCUGCUCCGAAGAAACAAGCUAUAUUAGAAGGGGGUACCAUUAAAAGGAAGGCAUCCGUUGUAUCUGUAAACACGUUUCUUCGAAAUGAUGCAAAUAUUGAUUCUGAUGGAGAAGCUGCUGUAGAGGCCAGUAAAAAAGCUUCAACAAAUGGGAGCAGCAGUAUUCUAAAGCCUGUGGAAGGUCGUCUGGAAAAUGUUGAUAAAGAUAGGUUAAUUAUUAACAGCGACGACGACCGACUAAAUGAUGGCAACGAACCCCGAAGUGGGAGAGCAAGCUGUAUCUCUCCUUUGGUUACAAAAAAGUUACAGAAUACUAAUAGCAGCGAGGGUGUUGUUAAUGCUUCAGAAAUUCAACGAGAAGAUAUAUCAAAAGGACAUUCGUAUGGCGGUAUUGGAUACCUCACGAAGGAUUUUCAGCCAUCAAGUCGUUCAUCAGCACUGCUCGAUACAAAAAAUGCACCGGAACAUGUGAAAGGAGAUUAUGGAACGAAAGAUUUCGAUACAACUCUCACUCUUUCUGAAGUAAAUAAAUCUCUUUCAAAUUCCUUCUCCAUACAGCGGUCUAAAAGAAUACAUCGUCAUACUGAGCGAGGCAGCGUGUUAAACAACGGUCUGUUUGAGCACGGAAAUUCAGCUGAAGCAAAAGAAAUUAUACCUAGUUCAACAGAUGGUUCAUUGUACGAAACUAAUGCUGACGUCAAUGCGAUGAAAUCAAUGUUUGAAAAAGCGCCUACGGAUGAGGGUCAUUAUAAUAUACAGGAAGGUUCAGUGAAACGAAAAAAAGAUGUGCAAUUAUCGAGUUUAAAAGAUCAUUCAUUUUACGAAACUAACGCUGAUGUCAAUGCGAUGAAAUCCAUGUUUGAUAAAGCACCUGAGAAGGAGGAUUUUUACAAAAGGAACAAAGGUGAUAUCAAUCAUUCAAAGGCAGACAGUGGUUCAAGUGAGAAUAAUAAGUUUGGUGAAAGGAACGAACUAGUGUUGCCAGAUCUGUUUUAUACACCACCCGCUGAUGAUGAAGCAUCGUCUCAAAGAGAUUCAGCUCGAUCUGCUAAAGACAUAUGCAUAAAUUCACAGCAGCAAUUUGAAGAGUCUAAAGCUCAAGAGGAUGAAAUAGUACCCGUAACAUUAAAUGACGUUGAGAACGUUAAUAACAAAGAAUUUUUCACUAAUAAUGUUAGCAGUUUUGACGACAAUCGGCCGACAGAGGAAACAUCAAAGCGACGCUCGUUGUUAAUAUCACAAUCAAGUGCUGAUGUUCCGGUCCAAGUGCAUAUGGCGCAAGUACUGGCUCCUGCGGUUUCAGAUUAUCGGCGGAAGAAAAUACAAGCGGACGAAAAGAAUGGAAAAGAGAGUAUUAUUGUAAAUACAUCUACUGUUGACAGAUCACCGUACCAAACUUCUUCACCUGAUGUCGUGUUAGGUGCAGGUCGGUUAAAAGACCUUCGAAACUCCUACGAAAGUAGUUUUGUUAAAAGCGAUGAAAAUAAAGCUCACAACAGCGGUAAUGAUCGUUUUCAAGUGACGAAGAACGGUCAGUUAGAUCAUAACAAAAGCUCUGACACUAACGAGCUAACUAUAUCUCGUGGGUCCAAUAAUUUGUUUUUACCGUCACCGUACCGAAGAGCACGUCCAGUGCACGAUAUGAUUGCAGCGCCGAUAGCUGAUGUAAACAAAGAAAAUCUGGGUGAAGUUACACGAGCCAAUUCUAAGACACUGUCUAAUGGGGAGAGCAAUUGGAUUUCCAAAAAACCUCUAACUCAUGAGGAGAUUAUGAACAUCGGCAAAAAUGAUAAAGAGGAAUUGGUGACGUCAUUUGAAAGGCAAGAUGAUCGACGCCCAGUAUCUUACCCUUCUCACGCCCAUAAAGAAGCAACAAAUAACCGCCCAUCUUCAUUUCCUGCCGCCCUAAAUACAAGUAAUUUUUUUCAACAAACGAGCGUGACUUCUCCAAAUGAUUCAGAAGUAAAAUCAAUUCUUACAAAAGGGCGCAAAGGCAGCCCGAAGAAGGUACAAUUCAGUAAUUUUGUUACUUUUAGAACAACGGACAUAUUAAAACCACCUGUAAAUAACCCAGUCUAUACUUCAGAAGAGGAAGAUGAAGGUAGUAUAAUGCUGCCGACACAUAGCGUUAACGCCCACACGCAGAAAGAAAUUGACGAUAUUGUUAACGUCAUCAACAGUUCUUCUCCGAGUAUUUCGUCUUAUUCUUAUGUCAACUCUACGGUACCGAAUAACUAUCAAACCACUGAUUCAAGUAUAGAAUCCAGUGACUACGUCAUUAGCGGCGAUAUUUAUCGUGCUAGCCCUCGACAUUUAACAGACAGUUUUAACGAAUCCGGAAAAGGAAAGAAGUCAACAAGUAAAGGGUUUCUUCAGAAGGCAAAAAACAAACUAGCGUCAAAGUCAACUAAGAAGCAAUCUGUUGAUCAACCUCUUUCAGAUGACACAAUAGGUUUUACUAAAACUGUUACGCAACCUCCUUUAAGCUUUAAUUUCAUUGGACAAAGAUCAGCCAUGUUAAAUAAACAAGUGGAUUUACUUUCUGCGGAGAGAAGUCCGCGCCGCGAUAAUCGCAUACGAAAACGACAAGCGGGAAAUAUUGCUGACGUCGAUAUUUUAGUAUCGUAAAAAAAAAGAGAAUUGAAGAACUGAUUUGAGUUUCUUGUACAUUUGUAUAUAUUAUUAUAUUUGAUUUACUCUACAUGGUGUUAAAAAGAUAUACAAGUCAACUUUCA
Hydractinia symbiolongicarpus is the source of this 5626-nucleotide messenger RNA. RefSeq lists its product as uncharacterized. The coding region runs from base 1215 to 5519 and encodes 1434 amino acids. Gene Ontology annotation, cellular component: stereocilium tip; stereocilia ankle link complex; plasma membrane. The record is from RefSeq and is a predicted model, not a curated record. Lineage: Eukaryota; Metazoa; Cnidaria; Hydrozoa; Anthoathecata; Hydractiniidae. The transcript has 22 exons. Gene Ontology annotation, molecular function: protein binding.